AUGAUGCUGGAAAAGUGUUCCUUCUGUAAAAAAGGGGAAUGUAUCAAACCUGUAAAAGUGGAAAAAAAGCCUGGAAAAGCAGCAGCUAAGAUAAGAAUUGAAGCAGAUGGAAGCUAUUUUCAGAUCAAUCAGGAUGGAGGAGCACAAAAACUCGAAAAGGCUAAAAUUACUCUCAACGACUGUUUAGCUUGUAGUGGCUGCAUUACAUCAGCAGAGAGUGUUUUAAUCACUCAACAGAGCCACGAAGAGCUAUGCAAAAUGCUAACUUUUAACAAGACUGCUGCUCCCAAUGAACAGAAAUUGGUGGUGGUUUCUGUUUCACCACAAUCCAGAGCUUCACUAGCUGCAAGAUGUAAAAUGGAUGUUCUGGAAACAGCAAAGAAGUUGACCGCGUUCUUAAAGAGUUUAGGUGUGCACUACGUGUUUGAUACAACUUUCUCAAGAAACUUCAGCCUAUUGGAGAGUCAACAAGAGUUUGUAAAACGCUUUCGGAAGCAAUCUGAAGACAAAAAGGCUUUGCCAAUGCUAGCUUCUGCCUGUCCAGGUUGGAUCUGCUAUGCAGAGAAAACCCAUGGCAGUUUCAUCAUUCCUUAUAUCAGUACCACCAAGUCUCCACAGCAGGUCAUGGGCUCCUUGAUUAAGAGCCAUUUUGCAAAACAGCAG
Phaethon lepturus (White-tailed tropicbird) is the source of this 663-nucleotide messenger RNA. RefSeq names its product cytosolic Fe-S cluster assembly factor narfl-like. NCBI's taxonomy places the organism in Eukaryota, Metazoa, Chordata, Aves, Phaethontiformes, Phaethontidae. Gene Ontology annotation, biological process: iron-sulfur cluster assembly. The transcript has 6 exons. The annotation marks the transcript as partial. Gene Ontology annotation, cellular component: cytosolic [4Fe-4S] assembly targeting complex. Gene Ontology annotation, molecular function: 4 iron, 4 sulfur cluster binding. The record is from RefSeq and is a predicted model, not a curated record.